CCUUACUUCCGGCCUGUGCUUUCCACACACGGGAAGUGGGUGAUCAUCGAUUGCUGCAGCCUCUCACUGUCGGUCGAGGUCAGGAUGAACAAGGACGGGAGUCACAUGUCUGAGAGGAUCCUAAAUCUCACCCUGGAGAUCAUCUAUCUGCUGACUGGGGAGGAUUACACCAUAGUGAGGAAGAUAUCUGUUGAAUGUGAGACACCCAGCAGCCUUCCCGUUGUGUCAGGAGUACUGAGCAGGACCCAGAGCCCCAUCACGGUGCUUCCACCUCACUCACUGAUACAUGAGAGACACAAUGACCAGAAGAUCCUGGAACUCACCAACAAGAUCAUUCAGCUGCUGACUGGAGAGGAGUGGGAGAAUAUAGAGGAACACAGGGGUCUGUACAAGGACGUGAUGAUGGAGAAUCACCGGCCCCUCACAUCACUGGGUAAGAGGAGACUGUCAUGUAUUGUACAGGGGAGAGCAGAUGGGCCCAGUAACAGAGAUACCCCAGAGAGAUGUCCCCGUCCUCUGUAUUCCCAGGAUUGUACAGAGGAGAAUCACAGUACCCCACAGGAGGAUCAGGGUGAAUCUCUUACAAAUAUGACGGCAGAAGAUAUAGAGGGAGAAGUAGAGACGUAUGUAACUGAUAUGAGGGCAGAAGAAACUGAGGAAGAAGAAGAGACAUAUGUGACCGAUAUGAAGGCAGAAGAUACAGAGGGAGAAGAACAGACAUAUGUGACUGAUAUGAAGGCAGAAGAUAUAGAGGGAGGAGAAGAGACGUAUGUGACUGAUAUGAAGGCAGAAGAUACAGAGGGAGGAGAAGAGACGUAUGUGACUGAUAUGAAGGCAGAAGAUAUAGAGGGAGAAGAAGAGACGUAUGUGACUGAUAUGAAGGCAGAAGAUACAGAGGGAGAAGAACAGACGUAUGUGACUGAUAUGAAGGCAGAAGAUAUAGAGGGAGAAGAAGAGACGUAUGUGACUGAUAUGAAGGCAGAAGAUACAGAGGGAGAAGAAGAGACAUAUGUGACUGAUAUGAAGGCAGAAGAUACAGAGGGAGAAGAAGAGACGUAUGUGACUGAUAUGAAGGCAGAAGAUAUAGAGGGAGAAGAAGAGACGUAUGUGACUGAUAUGAAGGCAGAAGAUAUAGAGGGAGAAGAAGAGACGUAUGUGACUAAUAUGAAGGCAGAAGAUAUAGAGGGAGAAGAAGAGACGUAUGUGACUGAUAUGAAGGCAGAAGAUAUAGAGGGAGAAGAAGAGACGUAUGUGACUGAUAUGAAGGCAGAAGAUAUAGAGGGAGAAGAAGAGACGUAUGUGACUGAUAUGAAGGCAGAAGAUACAGAGGGAGAAGAACAGACGUAUGUGACUGAUAUGAAGGCAGAAGAUAUAGAGGGAGAAGAAGAGACGUAUGUGACUGAUAUAAAGGCAGAAGAUAUAGAGGGAGAAGAAGAGAUGUAUGUGACUGAUAUGAAGGCAGAAGAUACAGAGGGAGAAGAAGAAAUGUAUGUGAGGGAAGAUCAGCAGUGUAUGGAGGCCAAAAUCCCUUCAGAUAUCAGCACAGGUGAAUGCAACAGAAGAAAUAUAUUGGCUGAACGUCCCAUUGUAUCGCGAGAUUGUGAAAUUGAAGCUAAAGAUAUCAUGCGAGAUUCUCUGGAAAACUCUGUGAUCCCAAUUCUACAUCCAGAGCCUCAAAGUGCAGAUAUAUUAUCUCUUACCUCUAACCAAGAGGAAUUUUCACCUGUUAACUCAGAUAUUGGUCCGUCCAUCACAUCUCUUAGAGAAGAUACAAUAUUUCCCAGUACUGUACAGGACAAAUGCUUUACACAGAGCACGAAGCUUAUUACCCAUCAGCCACCUGAGACAGGCGAGAGGCCAUUUCCAUGCUGUAAGUGUGGAAACUGUUUUUCACAGAAAUCACAUCUUCUUCUACAUGAGAGAAGUCACACCGGUGAGAGGCCAUUUUCCUGCUCUGAAUGUGGAAAAUGUUUUAAACUCGAAUCACAGCUUGUUAAACAUCAGAGAAGUCACACAAGUGAGAGGACAUUUCCAUGCUCUGAGUGUGGGAAAUGUUUUACAUGCAAAUCACAGCUUGUUAUACAUGAGAGAAGUCACACAGGUGAAAAACCAUUUCGAUGUUCUGAGUGUGGGAAAUGUUUUACAUGCAAAUCAUAUCUUGUUAAACAUGAGAGAAGUCACACAGGUGAGAAACCAUUUCCAUGUUCUGAGUGUGGGAAAUGUUUUAAUCAGAAAUCAGAUCUUGUUAUACAUGAGAGAAGUCACACAGGUGAGAAACCAUUUCCAUGUUCUGAGUGUGGGAAAUGUUUUACACGCAAAUCAUAUCUUGUUAAACAUGAGAGAAGUCACACAGGUGAGAAACCAUUUCCAUGUUCUGAGUGUGUGAAAUGUUUUAAUCACAAAUCAGAUCUUGUUAUACAUGAGAGAAGUCACACAGGUGAGAAACCAUUUCCAUGUUCUGAGUGUGGGAAAUGUUUUACUUGCAAAUCAGCUCUUGUUAAUCAUUAUAGAAGUCACACAGGUGAGAGGACAUUUCCAUGCUCUGAGUGUGGGAAAUGUUUUACAUGCAAAUCACAGCUUGUUAUACAUGAGAGAAGUCACACAGGUGAGAAACCAUUUCCAUGUUCUGAGUGUGGGAAAUGUUUUACACGCAAAUCAUAUCUUGUUAUACAUGAGAGAAGUCACACAGGUGAGAAACGAUUUCCAUGUUCUGAGUGUGGCAAAUGUUUUAAUCAGAAAUCAGAUCUUGUUAUACAUGAGAGAAGUCACACAGGUGAGAAACCAUUUCCAUGUUCUGAGUGUGGAAAAUGUUUUGCACACAAAUCACAGCUUGUUAUACAUGAGAGAAUUCACACAGGUGAGAAACCAUUUCCAUGUUCUGAGUGUGGGAAAUGUUUUACUUACAAAUCAACUCUUGUUAAUCAUUAUAGAAGUCAUACAGGUGAGAGGACAUUUCCAUGCUCUGUGUGUUGGAAAUGUUUUGCACACAAAUCACAGCUUGUUAUACAUGAGAGAAGUCACACAGGUGAGAAACCAUUUCCAUGUUCUGAGUGUGGGAAAUUUUUUACACGCAAAUCAUAUCUUGUUAUACAUGAGAGAAGUCACACAGGUGAGAAACCAUUUCCAUGUUCUGAGUGUGGGAAAUGUUUUAAUCACAAAUCACAUCUUGUUAUACAUGAGAGAACUCACACAGGUGAGAAACCAUUUCCAUGUUCUGAGUGUGGGAAAUGUUUUGCACGCAAAUCACAUCUUGUUAUACAUAAGAGAAGUCACACAGGUGAGAAACUAUUUCCAUGUUCUGAGUGUGGGAAAUGUUUUACAUGCAAAUCAAAGCUUGUUAUACAUGAGAGAAGUCACACAGGUGAGAAACCAUUUUCGUGUUCUGAGUGUGGGAAAUGUUUUACAUGCAAAUCAAAGCUUGUUAUACAUGAGAGAAGUCACACAGGUGAGAAACCAUUUCCAUGUUCUGUGUGUGGGAAAUGUUUUACUUUCAAAUCAACUCUUGUUAUGCAUCAGAGAAGUCACACAGGUGAGAAACCAUUUCCAUGUUCUGAGUGUGGGAAAUGUUUUAAUCACAAAUCAGAUCUUGUUAUACAUGAAAGAAGUCACACAGGUGAGAAACCAUUUCCAUGUUCUGAGUGUGGGAAAUGUUUUGCACGCAAAUCACAUCUUGUUAUACAUGAGAGAAGUCACACAGGUGAGAAACUAUUUCCAUGUUCUGAGUGUGGGAAAUGUUUUACUUACAAAUUACAUCUUGCUGUGCAUGAAAGAAGUCACACAGGUGAGAAGCCAUUUCCAUGUUCUGAGUGUGGGAAAUGUUUUACUCUCAAAUCAAAUCUUGUUAAACAUCAGAGAAGUCACACAGGAAAAGCUAAGGGAAAAAGUGAUCGCAAGCCCCAAUACAACAAGUCUGGUAAGACUAAAAACAUUGGGCUAACAGGGGGCCGGCUUCCAAAUCAGAAAAUAUUCCAUCAGUCUGAUGGUGCGGGCCUCCACCUGGGGGACCCCAGGCGGUGUCGCAUACUCCUGCGGCCUGUUCCCGGGUACUUGCAGUGGAGAUGCUACGGCUUUAGGCACACGGUCGCAGACGCUCUCCUGGUUUGUGUAGCUGCUACGGGGAGAAGGAUGAACAAGGACGGGAGUCACAUGUCUGAGAGGAUCCUAAAUCUCACCCUGGAGAUCAUCUAUCUGCUGACUGGGGAGGAUUACACCAUAGUGAGGAAGAUAUCUGUUGAAUGUGAGACACCCAGCAGCCUUCCCGUUGUGUCAGGAGUACUGAGCAGGACCCAGAGCCCCAUCACAGUGCCUUCACCUCACUCACUGAUACAUGAGAGACACAAUGACCAGAAGAUCCUGGAACUCACCAACAAGAUCAUUCAGCUGCUGACUGGAGAGGAGGAGGAGUAUAUAGAGGAACACAGGGGUCUGUACAAGGACGUGAUGAUGGAGAAUCACCGGCCCCUCACAUCACUGGAUGGACCCAGUAACAGAGAUACCCCAGAGAGAUGUCCCCGUCCUCUGUAUUCCCAGGACUGUACAGAGGAGAAUCACAGGACCCCACAGGAGGAUCAGGGUGAAUAUCUUACAAAUAUGAUGACAGAAGAUCUAGAGGGAGAAGUAGAGACGUAUGUAACUGCUAUGAAGGCAGAAGAACUGGAAGGAGAAGAGACGUGUGUGACCGAUAUGAAGGCAAAAGGUAUAGAGGGAGAAGAAGAGACAUAUGUGACUGAUAUGAAGGCAGAAGAUAUAGAGGGAGAAGAAGAGACGUAUGUGACUGAUAUGAAGGCAGAAGAUACAGAGGGAGAAGAAGAGACAUAUGUGACUGACAUGAAAGCAGAAGAUACAGAGGGAGAAGAGACGUCUGUGACUGAUAUGAAGGCAGAAGAUAUAGAGGAAGAAGAAGAGACGUAUGAGACUGAUAAUAAGGCAGAAGAUAUAGAGGGAGAAGAAGAGACGUAUGUGACUGCUAUGAAGGCAAAAGGUAUAGAGGGAGAAGAAGAGACGUAUGUGACUGAUAUGAAGGCAGAAGAUAUAGAGGGAGAAGAAGAGACGUAUGUGACUGAUAUGAAGGCAGAAGAUAUAGAGGGAGAAGAAGAGACGUAUGAGACUGAUAUGAAGGCAGAAGAUAUAGAGGGAGAAGAAGAGACGUAUGUGACUGAUAUGAAGGCAGAAGAUAUAGAGGGAGAAGAGACGUCUGUGACUGAUAUGAAGGCAGAAGAUAUAGAGGGAGAAGAAGAGACGUAUGUGACUGAUAUGAAGGCAGAAUAUACAGAGGGAGAAGAAGAAAUGUAUGUGAGGGAUGAUCAGCAGUGUAUGGAGGACAAAAUCCCUACAGAUAUCAGCACAGGUGAAUGUAACAGAAGCAAUAUAUUGGCUGAACGUCCCAUUGUAUCGCGAGAUUGUGAAAUUGAAGCUAAAGAUAUCAUGCGAGAUUCUCCGGAAAACUCUGUGAUCCCAAUUCUACAUUCAGAGCCUGAAAGUGCAGAUAUAUCAUCUCUUACCUCUAACCAAGAGGAAUGUUCACCUGUUAACUCAGAUAUUGGUCCGUCCAUCACAUCUCUUAGAGUAGAUACAAUAUUUUUCAGUACUGUAGAGGACAGAUGUUUUACACAGAGCACGAAUCUUAUUACCCAUCAGCCACCUGAGACAGGUGAGAGGCCAUUUCCAUGCUGUGAGUGUGGAAAAUGUUUUAAACUCAAAUCACAGCUUGUUAUACAUGAGAGAAGUCACACAGGUGAGAGGACAUUUCCAUGCUCUGAGUGUGGGAAAUGUUUUACAUUCAAAUCACAGCUUGUUAUACAUGAGAGAAGUCACACAGGUGAGAAACCAUUUCCAUGUUUUGAGUGUGGAAAAUGUUUUAAUCACAAAUCAGAUCUUGUUAUACAUGAGAGAAGUCACACAGGUGAGAAACCAUUUCCAUGUUCUGAGUGUGGGAAAUGUUUUGCACACAAAUCUCAGCUUGUUAUACAUGAGAGAAGUCAUACAGGUGAGAAACCAUUUCCAUGUUCUGAGUGUGGGAAAUGUUUUACACGCAAAUCAUAUCUUGUUAUACAUGAGAGAAGUCACACAGGUGAGAAACCAUUUCCAUGUUCUGAGUGUGGGAAAUGUUAUAAUCACAAAUCAAAUCUUGUUAUACAUGAGAGAAGUCACACAGGUGAGAAACCAUUUCCAUGUUCUGAGUGUGGGAAAUGUUUUGCACGCAAAUCACAUCUUGUUAUACAUGAGAGAAGUCACACAGGUGAGAAACUAUUUCCAUGUUCUGAGUGUGGGAAAUAUUUUACUUGCAAAUCAACUCUUGUUAAUCAUUAUAGAAGUCACACAGGUGAGAGGAUAUUUCCAUGCUCUGAGUGUGGGAAAGGUUUUACAUGCAAAUCACAGCUUGUUAUACAUGAGAGAAGUCACACAGGUGAGAAACCAUUUUCAUGUUCUGAGUGUGGGAAAUGUUUUAGUUGCAAAUCAUCUCUUGUUAUACAUCAGAGAAGUCACACAGGUGAGAAACCAUUUCCAUGUUCUGAGUGUGGGAAAUGUUUUAAUCACAAAUCAACUCUUGUUAAACAUCAGAGAAGUCACACAGGUGAGAGGACAUUUCCAUGCUCUGAGUGUGGGAAAUGUUUUGCACACAAAUCACAGCUUGUUAUACAUGAGAGAAGUCACACAGGUGAGAAACCAUUUCCAUGUUCUGAGUGUGGGAAAUGUUUUACACGCAAAUCAUAUCUUGUUAUACAUGAGAGAAGUCACACAGGUCAGAAACCAUUUCCAUGUUCUGAGUGUGGGAAAUGUUUUAAUCACAAAUCAGAUCUUGUUAUACAUGAGAGAAGUCACACAGGUGAGAAACCAUUUCCAUGUUCUGAGUGUGGGAAAUGUUUUGCACGCAAAUCACAUCUUGUUAUACAUGAGAGAAGUCACACAGGUGAGAAACUAUUUCCAUGUUCUGAGUGUGGGAAAUGUUUUACUUACAAAUCACAUCUUGCUAUACAUGAGAGAAGUCACACAGGUGAGAAGCCAUUUUCAUGUUCUGAGUGUGGGAAAUGUUUUUCUAACAAAUCACAGCUUGUUAAACAUGGGAGAAGUCACACAGGUUAAAAGCCAUUUCCCUGCUCUGAAUGUGGGAAAUUUUUUGCACACAAAUCACAGCUUGUUAUACAUGAGAGAAGUCACACAGGUGAGAAACUAUUUCCAUGUUCUGAGUGUGGAAAAUGUUUUGCACACAAAUCACAGCUUGUUAUACAUGAGAGAAGUCACACAGGUGAGAAACCAUUUCCAUGUUCUGAGUGUGGGAAAUGGUUUGCACACAAAUCACAGCUUGUUAAUCAUUAUAGAAGUCACACAGGUGAGAGGACAUUUCCAUGCUCUGUGUGUGGGAAAUAUUUUGCACACAAAUCACAUCUUGUUAUACAUGAGAGAAGUCCCACAGGUGAGAAACUAUUUCCAUGUUCUGAGUGUUGGAAAUGUUUUACUUGCAAAUCAUCUCUUGUUAUACAUCAGAGAAGUCACACAGGCGAGAAACCAUUUCCAUGUUCUGAGUGUGGGAAAUGUUUUACUUACAAAUCACAUCUUGCUAUACAUGAGAGAAGUCACACAGGUGAGAAGCCAUUUCCAUGUUCUGAGUGUGGGAAAUGUUUUACUAACAUCACAGCUUGGUAAACAUCAGAGAAGUCACACAGGUUAAAAGCCAUUUCCCUGCUCUGAGUGUGGGAAAUGUUUUGCAGAAAAUCAACUCAAUAUUUCUAGAGAGGAUAUUCUAGAGUUGGCUUUGACAUAAAUGGACAUCAGCAGACGCAGCCUAAUUAAUAAAGGGAAUGGAAAAGUUAUAAAGAGUUUAGAAAAUAUUUGUUUAAUUUGUAUAAAAAAACAAGCCCUAAUUAAAAUAUAUAAAUAUAUUUGAGAUAUAUACAAGAUUUAACAAGCACAUCACACUGUGCUCAUGUACAAUUUUACCAUUAUUUUUAUGAUUGUAUUUUUUUCUUGUUUUUAUUUUUUUAUUAAUACUUUACAAACAAUAUAGUACAGGCAAUUUAUUACAUGUUACUGGCGCUGUGCAAACUACGUAGAUAUAGAAAAAAGGAUGAUACUUUGUAUCAAACAUUAAUAAAGUGUAAAUGUAAUUAUUAUAAAAUGUAAUUUGCAUAAAAAGUCUCAAUAAA
This is a messenger RNA of Pseudophryne corroboree (corroboree frog), 8144 nucleotides long. RefSeq lists its product as uncharacterized. The record is from RefSeq and is a predicted model, not a curated record. Gene Ontology annotation, molecular function: RNA polymerase II cis-regulatory region sequence-specific DNA binding; DNA-binding transcription factor activity. Gene Ontology annotation, biological process: regulation of transcription by RNA polymerase II. The transcript is spliced from 15 exons. NCBI's taxonomy places the organism in Eukaryota, Metazoa, Chordata, Amphibia, Anura, Myobatrachidae.